Molecule: messenger RNA, 1311 nt
Organism: Caenorhabditis sp. 36 PRJEB53466
Lineage: Eukaryota; Metazoa; Nematoda; Chromadorea; Rhabditida; Rhabditidae
Source: the annotation of a GenBank genome assembly
AUGCAGACAAAGUCGGACAGAAAGAAUGCCAGUGUACGCUAAUCACGUAAAACUAGUGCAUCACUCUUAGUUUCAGAAUUUCUUGCUCGUCGCCUUCGCUGCGUUCACAAUCGGAUCAUUUGUGAUUAUUGCUGACAAGAGCAAGGGAACGGUUCUGUGGCACGUCUUCGCUGGAUUUGUUAGUUACCGGCCGGCACUGUUCUAUAAAAAUGUUUUUUAGGCCAUUUUCGAAACCAUAAUCUCGUUCCUGUACGUGUGCGAGAACUCCGUUCUCAUGUCGAUCCAUCUGCUCUACCAGACGGUUAUGUUCAUUCUCCCUUUGUUUUUCUUUUCCGUUACCCUUGUCUCCUUCUACGGUGAGUCUAGAAAUCUACCUUUACCUCGCAAAUAUCACUUCAGAUCCGGCUGCCGUGUCCGCGUUUCUGGAAUCAUUCAAACUUGAACAGAUAAAUGGGUUUGUUUCGAAGCACUCGGUUGCGUGGACCAUGUUCUGUGUCAUGCUGCUCAUCGGUUUGUUUCUCUACCUAUUGUCAGCCUUACAACACGAUUUCAGUGUGGACUGGUCGCAUGAUCCUGACUUUCUUGAAACUCACUAAUCUCAUCAUCAAGAAAUUGAUUCGUAGGGCGAAUCGACGAACAAACAAAACGAAUAAGGCAGUGAUCUCUAUGGCGGAAGAUGUCAGACCCAUUUUUAUUCGAGCGAAAGAUCUCCUUUUCAGAACCAGCUUCGCAAUGUGCUCAACAUUUCUUCUGUCAUUCUGUUCACCAUCAUGGCCUAUUUCAACGACAUGUCUAUGCAGAACAUCUACCUAGGAUUUGUCAGUUUCAGUUCUUGUUUAGCAGCCGUGUCAUUUAUUUCAGGCUCUGUUCGAACUCGUGAUGGCCGCUUCGCAUGCGUGCGCGGCCCCGGUUCUCAUGGUCGCUCACUACAUGUACCAGGCUGUCGCGUUCUCUUUCCUGGCUUUCCUCACGAUCAUCGUUUGCAUUCACGAUGCCUGUCAGGGAUUUUUUCCAUUUUAACAAACUGUAAUUACACAUUUCAGUUCCGGCGCCAGUCAUGUCGUUCCUCAGCUCGUACGGACUCAUUCAAGUCAGCAGCUUCGUUUCCAAGGGACCGUACUUUGCUGUUUUGACUCUGACUGCCUGUAAGUCCUCUUUUAUCCUUACCGUUCUCUAGUUUUGUUUACAGUCUGGUACUUCCGAAUGCUUGAUCUCGGUUGUGAUAUUGUCGAUUUUUCCGUUAUGGGACGCAUCAAUCAGAAAAGAGUCAAGAGGGCCGAGCAAAUGGAGACUCCACUCAUCAAGUUUUAA